Gopherus flavomarginatus (Mexican gopher tortoise) is the source of this 2583-nucleotide messenger RNA. It is a transcript of the gene DRD2, whose product is annotated as dopamine receptor D2. Bases 526 to 1860 code for a protein of 444 amino acids. NCBI's taxonomy places the organism in Eukaryota, Metazoa, Chordata, Testudines, Testudinidae. The transcript is spliced from 8 exons. The record is from RefSeq and is a predicted model, not a curated record. Gene Ontology annotation, biological process: adenylate cyclase-inhibiting dopamine receptor signaling pathway; adenylate cyclase-activating adrenergic receptor signaling pathway. Gene Ontology annotation, cellular component: presynaptic membrane; glutamatergic synapse. Gene Ontology annotation, molecular function: G protein-coupled receptor activity; dopamine neurotransmitter receptor activity, coupled via Gi/Go.
CAGGUCCUAGGGCAGGGGAGCAGCUGACCCAAAUCCCUUGCAGGCCUUUUUCUUCCAGCGUGUGUGCGGGGGAGCGCCAAAGGACUGCUUUAUUCCAUAGCACUGCACGUCCCGGCUGCUGGAAAUUACCAGCUUGCUUCAGCCUUUGCACAGCGCUUCACGGAGCCCUGGGCAGCGACCGAGCUGCAUUAAAAUUCCUUGCUCCGAAGUCAGAGUCCUUACAAAACCCUGACACACCCCACAGCGUGAAGCCCUGGCAAUUGCUGACUCGGUUUCGCUGAGCAAUAACAGCACGUUUCCCACCAGCGAUUCCUGGUUUGUUGGGAUUAUACUCCGGUGCGUUCAGGGAAAAUGCCAAUGACAAUGGGAAACUCUGGUGGAAAGCUCUGAAGAGGGUGGGAGAAGCCACGGUGAAGAGUGGUGCUGUUGUGGAUAUACAGGACAAGAAGUGUUGCCAGCACUCUGCUUCAGUGAGUCAGUCGUAUGGCUUGAAGGGUGGAGCUGGAACCUGGCAUUUUUACCUUCAUGGAUCCCCUGAACGUGUCCUGGUACAAUGACGACACUGGCAACAGGAACUGGAGCAAGCCUCUCAAUGGGUCCGAUGAAGACCAGAAGCCUCACUACAACUACUACGCCAUGCUUCUCACCCUUCUCAUCUUCGUCAUUGUCUUUGGCAACGUGUUGGUGUGCAUGGCCGUGUCCAGGGAAAAAGCCCUUCAGACCACCACUAACUACCUGAUCGUGAGCCUGGCCGUGGCAGAUCUCUUGGUGGCGACUCUGGUGAUGCCCUGGGUAGUCUACCUAGAGGUGGUCGGUGAGUGGAGAUUUAGCCGAAUCCACUGUGACAUCUUUGUCACCCUGGAUGUUAUGAUGUGUACUGCCAGCAUCCUCAACCUCUGUGCCAUCAGCAUUGACAGGUACACCGCAGUAGCAAUGCCAAUGCUUUAUAACACACGCUACAGCUCCAGGCGCAGAGUCACUGUCAUGAUCUCCGUGGUCUGGGUCCUGUCCUUUGCCAUCUCCUGCCCACUUCUGUUUGGUCUCAACAACACAGACAAGAAUGAGUGUAUCAUUGCCAAUCCUGCCUUUGUUGUGUAUUCCUCUAUCGUCUCCUUCUACGUUCCCUUCAUUGUCACCCUGCUGGUAUACGUACAGAUUUAUGUAGUGCUCCGGAAACGCAGAAAGCGUGUCAACACCAAGCGCAACACCCACGGCCUGGACUCUGACACGCAGGCACAGCUGAAGGACAAAUGCACUCAUCCAGAAGAUGUGAAGCUCUGCACAAUCAUUGUCAAGUCCAAUGGGAGUUUUCCAGUUAAUAAGCGGAAAGUGGAGGCAGUGAAUCACAUGGAGGAGAUGGAGAUGGUGUCCAGUACCAGCCCCCCUGAAAAAACCAAACACAAACCAGCCAUGCUGAGUAACCACCAAUUGGUUAUGCCAGCCACUUCCAACCAGUACAUCAAUUCCACCCUGGAUUUGCCCUUGGACAGCCCCACGAAAGCGGAGAAGAAUGGGCAUGCCAAAAACAACCCAAAGACAGCCAAGGUCUUUGAGAUCCAGUCCAUGCCCAAUGGCAAGACAAGGACUUCCCUCAAGACUCUGAGCAGGAGGAAACUCUCGCAGCAGAAGGAAAAGAAAGCCACCCAGAUGCUAGCCAUUGUGCUUGGUGUUUUCAUCAUAUGCUGGCUACCCUUUUUCAUCACCCACAUCCUGAACAUGCAUUGCAACUGCAACAUUCCACCGGCGAUGUACAGUGCCUUCACAUGGCUCGGGUAUGUCAACAGCGCCGUGAACCCUAUUAUUUACACCACCUUCAACAUUGAGUUCCGCAAGGCCUUCAUGAAGAUCCUCCAUUGCUAAAUAAAGCCUGAGAGCAAGAUGAUGCCAUGCACACACCACAUACACACACACACACAGGCGAGUAGGGAGUCAUGAGGAGGCCUCAUGUUCUUAUAUAGGGCCAUAGGCCCAUGGUGUUAAGACAGUGCCAUGCCUACACACCCUUAUAGCUGGGACAUAAUGGGUGGCUUCAAGAGGGAUGCUCUCUCGUAUUCUUAAGGUGACCCUUGGACUCCGAGAUCAACCCAAAGGGCAGUUUUUAGAGGUACUCUCACACUGUGUUUGAAGAUACAGAAGCAAAAACUAAAACACACUCAUUUGAUACCUGCCUGUGGCCAACUGACCUCCAGUGCAUUAAUUGUGGACAUUAGCAGAGCCAGCGGUGGACAGUGAUUGGUCACUGUGCUGGUUGCUCACAUGUUAACAUCAUUGAUACAAUUCUCACCAAAGACACCGACAUCUUUUCUGCUUUGCAAUAGGAGCCAGAAAGCCAGAGCUCACAGGAACUCCAUGCAAUGACUUCGCCAUCACCUCCAGCUGACCAGUCCAGUAUCAAAUGGCGGAAGCCUUCAGACAAAGACUUAGAGAGAUGCCAACUGGGCUAAGACGGUUCUGCCAUCAUACAAGAUCCAAUAUUUCAGACAUAUGGGUCCAGGGGACGUGGGUGCAGGAGGAGAAUGGAAACCUGUAUCACAUAUGGUGUCAUAACACAAGUGUAAAUAUGAAUAAAUAGGAUGAAUUGAA